UCAUGGAAUAUUUUUAUAUUAUGUAACUUAAAACUUAAGAAUUAUUGUUAAAGUAAAUUUAUGUAAAGAUGUAGGAUAUACCCAGCAUAAGUAUACAUAUGACUUAAAGGGAUUGCAUCAAUGUUCAUAAUAAUGAAUUAUGUACAAGAAAAAUGUACCUAUUUAAUAUAUUUAUCUUUUAUUUAAGAGACAAGCGUAUUAAUCUCGAAUCAAUACCUGAUAUAAGACUCAUUACCGAAUACACAGAAACAUUUUUUUAGAUUUUUAUAUCUCUGACCCUUCAAGACGUAAUGAAGUAAUGAUGCGACAAAUACACCUCUGAGAACGACUUAUAUUUAAAUGGCUUUUAAGUAGAUGGUUGUUUCUGAAACCAGCUCGAAGACACUAUUCAGUAUUCUCCAUGUGUCCGGUACUAAAGUGAAGAGGAUACGAUUUAACAUAAACUUGAAGCGAUAAUCGAUUCGUUUAAUAUCAGAUCGUAAAUACAUAUAUUAAUAACUAUUAUAGUUAUUAGAAGGAGAAUUAAUUAAAGGUUAAUGGUUUAAAGGUAUUUCUUAUGGUAAGCUGUCAAAAGUGAGAGUUUUCUAGUUACAUGUUUUCAAAACUUUGACUAGGUCAAAAGUUGAAGACCCAUUUGGCAGCCUAUUAAAUAGUCUAUUUUACCAAGUUAAUUUUUAUACUCUUAUUUCGUGCACGUCAGAAAAUUAAUACUGAUAAAGUUGCGGAUUAAAAGUUGUUAUUAAAAUGUUAUACCAUGACAUUUAGCAACACAAAAUUUUUCCGCCAAACGCAUAAUAUACGGAAGUAUUUGUACAGCAAAUAUUAUCUAAAACAUGCAAAACAUAAUUCUUUAUGCACCAAUCAAAACAAGCUAAACUGAAUUAAUCUGCUUAACGCCCCCACUAUAACGAGGUUUUAUAUUUUAUCGAUAGAUACAGCUGACCGUGUUUCUGUUUACGUGAGAAUCGAUCCCCAAUCGAGCGAUAUGCUUAGGGCGGGUCGGGUCGAACUUAUCUGUGCAGAAUAAGCAAUAGCAACACUCCACUCUUGUCCGCCGCUCGCUCAGGCCGAUGCGUCGCGUCAAAAACCGCGGGACCGUUGACAACGCUGUCAAACGAUCGUUUAAAAAAAGAAUGUGAUUGUUUUUUUUAUGUGCCUGUCUGAAUAAACUCUGUGGAUUGUUACCGACCAUUUUGGGGAUUUAACUGGAUAAAUAUGUGACGAUUUUCGAUAGUCAUGAAAUCAGCAUUGCAGGUAAUGGGUGGCGGUGAACAGAUUGAGAACAGCGCCAUCUGGCGAGCUACAUCAAAAUGACAAAUAAAGCGUACUUCCGAAGUGGUUCGCCGUACGCGCGCGAGAUGGCGCGGCUGUUCAUUUUAUUGUUAGCGGCAACCGCGACCGGCGCUUCCAGGUCCGGUGAAGAGGAUGCGCUAGCAAACAUCACAAGAUCUGCCAGUGGAGAUUAUUUCUCACUAAAAGGUUCUGGAGAAUGCGGCCCCACGCGUUGCAUGGAGGUCUCCCACGGCACCGCACUGGCUUCUAUUGGGUCUGAUGAUACUGGCUGCAGGUGCCAGUGUCGCAGAGACACACCCGCCUUCAGAGAAGACCAGAAUAUCUGCAUCAACCAUAUUGAUGAAUGUCUGAUGGCAAGUUUUGGUCGCGGAGCAACGAAACCUCAGAUUCCGUUCGUUUUUCUUCCGCUCAAAGGACAAAUCAUUUAUCCGUCUAAAGAAAUCAUUUUCACUGAUGUGGAGGAUGCAAUAUGUGCGGUGACCAGCGCCCAGUACUUGACGGCGUCUGGAUGGGUGACGCUCAGGGAUGUGGUGGAUAACGACGUGCCUUUUGGACUCUACCGGGAUGAAGGCAGUACUUUUCUACAGUGGCGUGGAUCAGCGGCUCUGCAUUCGCGGCUUGAAGGCCGUCUGGUGGCUGCCCACGUUCUAUGCUCAGCAUCGACUUCGACACACCUUACUGCUAGCUGUGCAGCAUUUAGAGUCGCUGGAGCCACUCAGAAUGCUUUACUAGAUGUACGUUCAAUACCGUUCCACGCUGGUGAAAUAGUUCCAUCGGAAUCAGGACCCCAAUCUCAGGGUCUCAGCGUUUUGGAGUCCUUGGCUAUUGGAGUAUGCGUGCUUCUACUGAUCUUUGUGUAUGCCGCCGGGAUCAUUUUCUACGUUAAUUACAAACAAAGGCAGAAGAGAAAGGAGAAAGAUCCUGAACAGAAUCACUCGAAUACCAUGUCAACUGAUAACGGGUCUAUGGAAUCGCGAAUCGAUAUGAGUAAUGUGAUGAUGAAAAGCAAUCCGUUGUUACAACUAAACGAUAUGGGAGGAGACUUUAUGCAUGAUGCUGGGUUUUCGGAUGCCAGUGAACACACUGAAGACACUGUUGAUUCUUCAUCAAAUAAUCAUCCUUCUUCACAUAAGUUUCAGAAACUGAAUUCGAAUGUAAUAUCAGCUAUGGUUCACUCCCGACGUAAGAAAACUCUUCGGCCAUCACUAAGAAAUGGAAAUACACCUGAACGGGCACAUGAGCGUUUUCAGAGACGCUCUGCUUCACCAGAUACUUUGGAAAGAGCACCCCAUUCUGAACUCUCCAUCAUAGAUUGCACCGCAGAAAACAAUUAUAAUUAUAACUCGAAUAGACAACUACCAUCUUCAAAUGGAGAUGCGCAUUACCGAAAGAAAUUGUAUUUCAACCCAGUUUUCUUCGAAACAGAACAUCUCAAGAACCCACCUCCCGCGGCUAUCGAGUUUUUAAUUAAAAUUCGAGAAGUAAUGUCCGUCGCUAAAGAAAAAAUGACAUCAAAACGAUUUAUACCAAUGUUAUCCGAUAUUCCUGAAGAAGAUUUGUACCAUGCAAUCGAUCUUGGUUGGGAUAUACCUUGUGCUCGACGCGGUCGUCGAUUUAGUGCAAUAAGUCUUAAGCAAGAAAACAGUCGAAAGACCGCUGUCUGUGGUGGAUGCCCAGGCUGCGACAGCAAUUCGGUUCGAACUCACAAGGUUGCACUAACAAGAUCAAACUCUUGUAAAACUUGCGUUAGUGAAGAUUACAAACAGAGGAUUGUCAGAAAAUGGUUAGAUGAAGUACCUUUACCUUCGACUAACUCUAAGCAACUGAAAUCGGUUGCAAAAGUAAGUGGAACUCCAAGAUCUAUUGAUUCAAAGAAGAGAGAUGAAAUACAUGCUAUACCAGCCGAGCCAAUUAGAGAAGAGGUUAAAACACUUAAAAUAGCAGAAGUGAAGCCUAAAGUUGUGGAAAAGAAACUUAAAGUCCCUGAAAGUAAACCAAAAAUUGCAGAAGCUAUUGUUAAAGACAGUAUUCGCGAACUAGGUUCUAAGGAAAAUGUUACAAAAGAACUCAACCUUGAAGAAAUGAAAAUAAUCAGUAAACCAAUCAAUCCAAAGGAAAUUGAAAUUAUAAGAGUAAACACCGUUCCGGAUAUCAAUGUGUUUGACAUUAAUAACUCAGAAAAAGUAUCUAAACCAGCUGUUGCAACUCCACCACAAGAAAAGAAGAGUCCUUCUAGUCAUACAUCGCGUCGUAUUAGAAAGAAACUUCCUCCUCCGCCACCACCUCCAGUAAAGUCACCAGAAUCGCCUAAAUCUGAAGAAGAAGAACCUCCAAUACCACCUGAGGUUAAAGUUAAGAUGGAAGCUGUUAUACGUGAACUCAAUACCUGUAAACGGGUCGACCCAACAGAAGUUGAAGAAAUGAAGAUAGAGACUAUAACACCUAUUGCACCCAAAAUAGUUAUACCUGUAUUAGCAGCAGAUUCUCACUAUCACAGCGAUGAUAAUACUCUUUCAAAUCGAAAGAAAAAACAGAUGUAUAGCAGUCAGGAUAACUUCAUGGAGUUUGAUAGCUUAGAACGCAAUAUGAUGAGAAGGCGAAGAUUUUCAGUAGCUUGUGGUCCAGAACUAUUUCAAAAUGACUCAUUUGAGCAGAGCCAGGACCUGAAAGGUACGAGGGAAAGGUUGACAAGUAGUUGGCUUAAUGUUAAGAUGGCCGUUGAUCGAACAUAUGAGAAUCCAGUUACACCUGCCAGGAGCGAAGUAUUCAUAAACAAUGCGGAACCCCUGUACAAUAACGUAGAUCAUUUCUCAACUCCCGGUCCUUUAACUAUACAAGUGCGAGGCUCUCCAGUAGAAAAUAGGCGCAACGUUACCACUGACGAAUCUGAAUUCGAUCCAGAUACUCUUGACAGGCGCGAUACUAAGAAACGUGUCGAAAAGAUACUUUUGAAAUCCGCUGGAAGCUUCAAAUACAAAUCGACAUCUUCAGAAAGUGAAUCGUGUAGAAAAUCACCAAUUGCCAUUACGACGAGGAAGAUUGGCAACCUGAGACAAAUCUACGAAGCUAAAGCUAAAGCUCAAGAGGAAGAUAUGAAAUUCUACAAUAGGCGAGGAAGUAUUACAUUUGGUCAAGACUUGUCAGCUUUCAUGAGAUCCGGAAAAGCGCCUGACUUGAUUAGACAUAUUGAAGGACAGAAAGACCCGAAACCACCAAUAGCACCUAAGCAACGUAGGGGAUCUGAUGCCUCUAUUAAAUUCUCUACCCCAAUCAGAGAAAGCCCACCCGGAGAUAGACGCCGGAUGUUAGAGGAGAGGGAUCGAUUCCCGCAAUAUUCAAGAAUCGACAACUUAAAUGCUAGACGGUCUGGUCGCCGAUCAGCUAGAACUAGGUCAAGACGCACUGACAUAAGAAAACUGUACAGGACAGAAGACUCUGGUUACAUGAGUACAGACUCAAAUGAAUCCAAACGUAGAGCAAGAUACUUAUUGCAGUUGCGACCCGUGAAGUCUAUGAUUCAGGAGCCAGCGUCAUUGCCAGCUAUCAGAUCACUUAUGACAAAGACGCCAGUCAUACAAUUACAGAUCGAGUCAGACACAGAUGAUUUAGAAUCACUGUGCGACGGCAGAAGCGAAUCAGGUGGAGAAAGCGUCGAAACAGAUUCCGUAUUCUUUGGAAACUUUGACGACUCGAAAGAAAUGUUCGCGGAAUUGGGUUUGAAUGCGUUUGAGCCUCAAAAGACGAUGCAGGGUCACGAACAAAUUGAUUCCGGGUUCAUGGGAGAGACAAAUAUAAUUUUAAGUGGAGACAGUGACUCGGAGCAUAGAAGUGUCAUAUCCAUAAUGACUGGCCAUGAUGGCAGAGCUUCAGCUGCAUCGAUAAGCAAAUUAGAAGACGCCCCUUACUUACAUACCAUAGAAUGUUAGGCUAACUUAUAAUUUAAUGUUUUGUACAUAAAAAAUAACAAAUACAUUUAACCUCUUAUGGAUAGCGAAUUUUAUAUUUAAUUUUAAUGUACCUUAUAUAAUGACGGCGUAGUUUAACUAGAGUAUGUCAUUUUAAUAAAAUUAGAAUGUAGAAGAUAUUGGAAUAAAUGUGGAAUUGUGAAUAUUAACGAGAUUUCUAUAUAAAGUAAGUUGAUAGUCACCAAUUUAUACCUCAAACUCUGUGCUCAAUUCCGAUCGAAACUUUACUGCACCUGACUAAUUCUUUGUCGCGUAAUUUUUGAGAAUAUUUUAUAUCCAGCCCACCAUAGAUGUUCGUGCCUAAAUGUUUAUUUAUCAUUUUAAUAAUUACAUUAUUUCGUGUUAAUCGUAAUUCUUAUGCCAUUUUGUGCUCAAUUUAUAUUUGAUAAGGUUUUAGUUGUUAUUUGUGUAAUAUAUGUACGUAAAUGUUACGAGUUUGUAAAUUUUAUAGCCGGCCGGUUGUGCAAUUAAAUUUUUAUUAGUAUUUCGGGAAAUAAAUGGAUUGGAGUUAUUAUUAUGGUGCAUGGUAUGUGUAAGAGGCUCAAUAAUUUAUUGAAAAAUUUAUUUUAAGCGUAUUAUUAAAUGUUAUAACAAGAUAAUUUGCAAUAUAAAUGUAACCUGUAGAUAAUGUAGUUCGUUAACGUUUGUCGGAACUGUUUUGUGUUAAGAUAAUAUUUUCAGACUUUGUUAACAAAGUAUUUUUAGAAAAUAUUUUUGUAUGAAUAAUAUAUUAUGUUGUGUUA
Messenger RNA from Trichoplusia ni (cabbage looper), 6001 nucleotides. RefSeq lists its product as uncharacterized. Gene Ontology annotation, biological process: imaginal disc-derived wing hair organization. Gene Ontology annotation, cellular component: cell cortex. The transcript is spliced from 10 exons. The record is from RefSeq and is a predicted model, not a curated record. The coding region runs from base 1311 to 5219 and encodes 1302 amino acids. NCBI's taxonomy places the organism in Eukaryota, Metazoa, Arthropoda, Insecta, Lepidoptera, Noctuidae.